AUGUCUGCCUGUCCUCUCGGGUACGGAGGGGACGCCAAGGAUGCCCUCAGCUCCAAGGGCUCGGAAUCUCCACCUGCUGAGUUGAGUGGGAAACGAGAGGUGUCCACGAUCCCUUCGGCGGACGGAUCCAAUUUUCUGUACCCCUCGGAGAAGCAGUUCUUCACCUCAGCCACUGCGAAGGGUCAUGAACUGGACCCGCAGGACAUGAGCAUGGUCAUUGCGAUCCACAACGCGGUCAACGAGCGCACCUGGCAAGAUAUUCUCAAGUACGAGAAGUUGCACGACUGCGCAGAUCCCAAGUUGAUCCGCUUCCUUGGACGACCGGGGGAGUUGACACCCAAGGCACGUUUGGGCAGCCUUUUCGGGCGAACCUUGCCGUUUGAUCGCCACGACUGGCAUGUGGACCGUUGUGGCACGCAUGUACGAUAUGUGGUGGAUUUCUACGAUGGACAGCAGAGCCCAACACAUCCAGUGUCCAUCCACAUCGACGCCCGUCCUGAACUCUCAUGGGCUGGGCUGAAAGAUCGCCUGAUGCUUUGGUGGCGAGGCUGA
This is a messenger RNA of Durusdinium trenchii, 552 nucleotides long. The record is from the annotation of a GenBank genome assembly. Lineage: Eukaryota; Dinophyceae; Suessiales; Symbiodiniaceae.